Xiphias gladius (swordfish) is the source of this 1596-nucleotide messenger RNA. Its product is annotated as hepatocyte nuclear factor 3-beta-like. The coding region runs from base 164 to 1366 and encodes 400 amino acids. Lineage: Eukaryota; Metazoa; Chordata; Actinopteri; Istiophoriformes; Xiphiidae. The record is from RefSeq and is a predicted model, not a curated record. Gene Ontology annotation, molecular function: RNA polymerase II cis-regulatory region sequence-specific DNA binding; protein domain specific binding; transcription factor binding. The transcript is spliced from 2 exons. Gene Ontology annotation, biological process: anatomical structure morphogenesis; regulation of transcription by RNA polymerase II; cell differentiation.
UUACAGUCGCUGCCCAGGUACGAGCCACCAGCCGCCGGUUGUAAUCAGCCAGGAGACACCGGAGCGGGGCCGGCCACCAGCUGAGGACAGCUGGGGUUCAGGACUCUGCUUUUUCCCGCCUCGUGUGCGGCUGUUUGGAUGAAUCUGCGCCGGAGCGCGCACGAUGCUGAGCGCCUUUAAAAUGGAGGGACACGACCAUCCGGACUGGAGCGGCGGCUGCGGCGGCGGCGGCGGCUACUACGGAGAGACCGAGUGUUACGCCGCGGCGGGAAACAUCAGCUCCGGUCUGUCCGUGAACUCCAUAGGCGGCUACGUGAGCGCGGCCGGCAUGGCCGGCGCCGGCCACGUGAACGCGGCCUACGUGAACCCGGUCGGGGUCAGCCACCACUCGGUGCCCGUGGGGAUGUCGCAGAGCCCCGGAGCCGGGAUUGCGCUGGCGCCCAGCCUGAGCCCCAUCAGCCCGCCGCCGUACGGAGCCGUGCCGGUGAUGAGCCCGGUGUACGGACAGGCCUGCGGCCUCCGGUCCAGGGAGCCCAAACCGCACCCGCGGAGCUACACGCACGCCAAGCCGCCGUACUCAUACAUCUCCCUGAUCACCAUGGCCAUCCAGCAGUCGGGCAGCAAGAUGCUGACGCUGAACGAGAUCUACCAGUGGAUCACGGACCUGUUCCCGUUUUACCGGCAGAACCAGCAGCGGUGGCAGAACUCCAUCCGGCACUCGCUCUCCUUCAACGACUGCUUCAUCAAGGUGCCCCGCUCACCGGACAAGCCGGGGAAAGGCUCCUUCUGGGCCCUGCACCCGGACUCGGGGAACAUGUUUGAGAACGGCUGCUACCUCCGGCGGCAGAAGCGCUUCAAGUGCGGGAAAAGGCCCGGCACCGGUGACAAGGAGGCGGCGGGGAAGCCGGGCUCUGCGAACAGCACCGGCUCCGGUUCAGACUCCCCGCACUCCUCCUCCUCCUCGCCCCCGUCCUCAGAGGCAAAGGGAGCCGGGCUCGACCUCAAACCGCACCGGGGUGAACUGUUGCCCUCCAGCCCAGUGCGCAUGCCCUCCCCGCACCUGUUCCCCCACCACCACCAUCACCACCACCCCCACCCGCUGCUGCUGCACGACGCCUCCCACCUGAAACCGGACCACUACCCCCACCCCCACCCCCACUACCCCUUCAACCACCCGUUCUCCAUCAACAACCUCAUGUCCGAGCCACAGCACCACAAACCGGAGCCGGCGCUGCAGUACGGAGCCUACGGAUGCCCGGUGUCCGCCGGGGCGCUGGUGGCGGCCAAAACCGGCCUGGAUCCAGCUCACACCGACACCAACUACUACCACGGCGUGUACGCCAGGCCCAUAGUGAACUCCACAUGAAGGAAACGGGACUUUUCUCUGGAGUAAAACCACCUCCGUCUGUGGGCGACGUCGAAAACGCGAGUAAAGGUCCCUCACGUGUUUAGUCCGAGGCCUGAAGAACUGUUCUCCCCAAACCGUCAUUCACUUGUGUGUUUAUAUGUGCAACAGAUAAAAAUCUUUAUAUGGAAACCUGAUGUUUUUCACUAGUUUUAUUUGGUUUGUCCCAGUUCUCCACAAAGGUGUAUUUG